Lachancea meyersii CBS 8951 is the source of this 591-nucleotide messenger RNA. NCBI's taxonomy places the organism in Eukaryota, Fungi, Ascomycota, Saccharomycetes, Saccharomycetales, Saccharomycetaceae. The record is from the annotation of a GenBank genome assembly.
AUGUUUAUUGUUCUUUUUUGGAGGUCGAAAUGGCGAAAAUUGAAUCAAGAUUCAGAGUUUGACGGCAUCGGAAGCCUUUCGAGGCAGAACAUCAGCCGUAAGACCCAAGUAAGUAUUGUAUUCAGAGCAGGGGAGGGCAGGAAGGGGGGGGGGGAGAUCCUCGUCUACAAUCUGAUACUUCACAAGAGCUGGUUUCAUGACGGCUCGAAACCAGCGUCUUGUAGAUCGGCGCCUCUCUACAUAUGUAUUCUUCUACCCUUGAUAUAUGUCUGUGCUCGUACUCGUGCUUGUACUCAUACACGUGCUCGUACACGUGCUCGUACUAGUACUCAUACACGUGCUCGUGCUCGUACUCGUGCUUGUACUCGUACUCAUGACAUCGCGAGUAGGAAAUCACUAAGUGCAAGACACACACACACACACACAAAACCUACGAACUCAACAAGAUUAAGCUCAAGAUCAGUGAGGACAACACCCAGAUCUACACCACCACCCCAGCACUGGCAUAGAGUUCCUACUUCAACCACCAAGACUCGUGUCCAUUGGCCGCCACCCGUCUCCGUUCAGAAUGAUACUACUUUGCUUACCUAA